CCACUUCUUUCUCUAUUUGUCAUUUCUAUAUAUACAUAUAGUUAGUGUGUAGUAUUGGGUAAAACACGCAACACAACCACAGAGAGAUAAAUUCCUAAAACUUCAAGUCCUAAAUUUGUUCUCCUCCUGAUAAAUAAAUGACGGCCAGCAACGGUGGAGGAGAUGCAGUAACAGCAGAAGCAAGAGUUAUGGAGAUGAGGCCGAAGACCAAGAUCGUCUGUACUCUGGGACCUGCAUCAAGAUCUGUCCCUAUGAUCGAAAAACUCUUGAGGGCUGGCAUGAACGUCGCUCGCUUCAACUUCUCUCAUGGAUCUCAUGACUAUCAUCAAGAAACCCUUGAUAAUCUUAUGGCCGCCAUGGUCAAUACUGGCAUUCUCUGUGCUGUCAUGCUUGACACCAAGGGACCGGAGAUUCGUACUGGUUUCCUGAAGGAUGGGAAACCCAUCCAGCUCAAACAGGGUCAAGAAAUCACCAUAUCUACUGACUAUAGCUUAAAGGGUGAUGAGAAUAUGAUUUGCAUGAGCUAUAAAAAGUUGGCUGUGGACGUCAAACCUGGAAUGGUAAUACUUUGUGCAGAUGGCACAAUAUCAUUUACAGCAUUAUCCUGUGAUACAAAAGCUGGUUUGGUUCGAUGUCGCUGUGAGAAUUCUGCAACUCUUGGUGAGAGAAAAAAUGUUAAUCUCCCAGGAGUUAUAGUGGAUCUUCCAACCUUGACAGAGAAGGACAAGGAAGAUAUAUUGGCUUGGGGGGUUCCCAAUAAAAUUGAUAUGAUUGCUUUAUCUUUUGUUCGUAAAGGCUCAGACCUUGUGGAGGUUCGGAAGUUGCUUGGAGAGCAUUCCAAGAACAUCCUUCUGAUGUCCAAGGUUGAAAAUCAAGAAGGAGUGGCAAACUUUGAUGAUAUUUUAGCAAAUUCAGAUGCAUUUAUGGUGGCACGUGGUGACCUUGGAAUGGAAAUCCCAAUUGAAAAAAUUUUCCUUGCACAGAAAGUGAUGAUCUACAAGUGCAACAUUCAAGGAAAACCAGUUGUCACUGCAACACAGAUGUUGGAGUCCAUGAUCAAGUCCCCCCGCCCAACUAGAGCAGAAGCUACUGAUGUUGCCAAUGCAGUUCUUGAUGGUAGUGACUGUGUGAUGCUGAGUGGUGAAACAGCAGCUGGAGCUUAUCCAGAACUCGCUGUUCGGACCAUGGCCAAAAUAUGCAUAGAAGCUGAAAACACGCUUGAUUAUGGAGAUGUCUUUAAAAGAACUAUGGAACACUCACCUGUGCCCAUGAGCCCAUUGGAGAGUCUGGCCUCAUCUGCUGUUAGAACUGCCAAUUCAGUAAAAGCAUCUCUUAUACUGGUUUUAACCAGGGGAGGAAGUACUGCAAAACUGGUGGCUAAAUACAGACCGGGCAUACCCAUUUUGUCCGUGGUUGUCCCAGAGAUUCAGACUGAUUCCUUUGAUUGGUCAUGCAGUGAUGAAGCUCCUGCAAGGCAUAGCCUUAUAUUCCGUGGGUUGGUGCCGGUUUUAUAUGCAGGAUCUGCUAAAGCCUCAAAUGCUGAGACAACAGAAGAAGCUUUGGAUUUUUCCCUUCAACAUGCCAAGGGGAAGGGACUUUGCAGGACUGGGGAUCCCGUGGUGGCUCUGCACCGGGUUGGAACUGCAUCUGUCAUCAAGAUUAUAACAGUGAAGUGAUGACUGGGUACACUGACCUUUUGUUCUACUUUCAUUUUUUUUUUUUGGGGGGGAAAAGGAUGCUUUUAAUAAUGCUGGCUGGUUUCAUUUUUUCCUUUAUUUUUCCUCGGACCUUUUCUUUUCUAGGACUGAAAGAAACUCGAUUAUUAUUUAUGCUGUUUUGUUGAGCUCAUGGUAUGAAACUUGUAUCCUCGAGCUACAAUUUGGUUGCUAGAAGUUUUGAUCUUAUGGAACCCUGUUAUUUAUCUUGGCCAUGGAACCAAAUUGUUGUCA
This is a messenger RNA of Populus euphratica (Euphrates poplar), 1949 nucleotides long. Its product is annotated as pyruvate kinase, cytosolic isozyme-like. Gene Ontology annotation, biological process: glycolytic process. The record is from RefSeq and is a predicted model, not a curated record. The transcript is spliced from 3 exons. Gene Ontology annotation, molecular function: pyruvate kinase activity; potassium ion binding; magnesium ion binding. Lineage: Eukaryota; Viridiplantae; Streptophyta; Magnoliopsida; Malpighiales; Salicaceae. The coding region runs from base 138 to 1676 and encodes 512 amino acids.